Gloeophyllum trabeum ATCC 11539 is the source of this 765-nucleotide messenger RNA. RefSeq lists its product as uncharacterized. The coding region runs from base 1 to 678 and encodes 225 amino acids. The transcript is spliced from 2 exons. Gene Ontology annotation, biological process: mycotoxin biosynthetic process. Lineage: Eukaryota; Fungi; Basidiomycota; Agaricomycetes; Gloeophyllales; Gloeophyllaceae. The record is from RefSeq and is a predicted model, not a curated record.
AUGUCCUUGAGCACCACGUCUCUCGAAGACAACGGGCGUCAAGAAAACCGUCGGGACUACGGGACGGCGCAGCUUGUCUGGCUCGGUGCUCUCGUUGUGCUUACGAAUUUAUUGGUGUUUCGCUUCAAGAUGGGUAACAUGGCAGACGCGUGGUUCACAAGCUUCUACUCGUACGACUACGCCGCCGAUGAUUUUCCCGAAUCAUAUCCCAUCGGACCACUCCCUGAGGCGCAGCUGAUCAUUGAAGACACCGUCCACUACCAAAUCAACACAGAGGACGCAGACGAACACUGGGCCUCCAUGUUUCCGAGCGGGGGCGGAUUCGUGCACCUCGGUCCCCACUACCGCGCGUUCGGCAUAUCGAUGUUCCACCAGCUCGCGUGUCUCAAUGACAUCCGCCAGACGCUUGCAACCCCCUUGGCGGACCGGACUGCCGCCCAGCUGGAGAGCAAUCAUCGCUGCUUCAAUUACUUAAGGCAGACGCUGCUGUGCGAGCCGGAGCUGAGGCUGGAGCCGGAGAGCGAUAAGCUGAAUGAGCUGGGCCUCAAUGAGGUUGUUGACGGGUUGGGGAUGAAGCAUUCGUGCAGGGAUUGGACGGUGGUCUACGAAGCGAUGGAGAGCAACUAUAAUGACACGAAAGAACAUGACCAAUCGGUACAUACUUUUAUUCUUCCAUAGACGACCUGAAAAGGUGUGCAUCUGAGGGAUCACGAUGUAAUAAUCUUGCGGAUAGUAUUGAAUCGAACCAUGUCAGCGUAAGUGUGC